Molecule: messenger RNA, 378 nt
Organism: Penicillium concentricum
Lineage: Eukaryota; Fungi; Ascomycota; Eurotiomycetes; Eurotiales; Aspergillaceae
Exons: 2
Coding region: 1-378 (125 amino acids)
Source: RefSeq, a predicted model, not a curated record
AUGGCCGUCCUCGCAUUAACCAGAGGGAAAUCCAUCCUCGACGCCAUCAACCUCAACACCGUCCUCGACCUCGAUACCAUCGUCAACCUCGAUACCAUCGUCAACCUCGAUACCAUCGUCAACCUCGAUACCAUCGUCAACCUCGAUACCAUCGUCAACCUCGAUACCAUCGUCAACCUCGAUACCAUCGUCAACCUCGGCACCAUCGUCAUCUCAACUUACCUUGGCCGCAAUCCACGCUACGAAGUGUCUUCUUCUACUCCCAGAUUUACAGAUCCCAAAGCUCGCAUAGCUCGCACCUCCCUUACCAACGAAACAAGCCUCGCUUCGCGACCCACUACACUCAAGUGCACCCUCGACACUCAAGAUCCUCACUGA